Messenger RNA from Camelina sativa (false flax), 3557 nucleotides. The record is from RefSeq and is a predicted model, not a curated record. Lineage: Eukaryota; Viridiplantae; Streptophyta; Magnoliopsida; Brassicales; Brassicaceae.
UAUAAAAAGAAAUAAAAUUAGAGAGAAAAAGGGGGAACAGUGAGAGCAAAAUCGUGCGACUGGGAAAAAAUUUCGAAAUUUCUUCUCUUCCGGCGACGAAGGGAUUCAAACUUCCGCCUCCAAUUUCUCGCCGUGAAAUUUCUGAUUUUUUUUUUCCUUCGUAGAUAUUUCACUCCGCCUGUUCUCCUUCGUCUGUCUACACUUCUCUAGAGGUUUAUCUACAACCUUUCUUUCUCAUGGCGUUUUAGGGUCUUUUAUCACUACUAUAAUUCUGGGAGCUGCGUAAUCUCUGAGUUGAAUGAGCAGUCGUCUGGGACAGGACGCCAAUAUGAAUGGUGUCUAUGUUCGAUCAGAUGGAUCUAGCAUUCUGAGUUUCGAUGGAUCAGAAAGCCGUGAAAGCAUGAAUGAUGAUAAUAAGAAAGGUCAUCAGAGUUUGGUGGAGUGGUUAAAUGAGACACUUCCUUAUUUAAAGUUACCAUGGGAAGCUUCAGAGGAUGAACUGAGAGCAUGCUUGAAGGAUGGAACUGUAUUAUGUAGCCUUUUAAACCAGCUUAGUCCUGGGUCAAUGAGAAUGGGAGGCAGCUUUGAGCCUGCUAGUAUAAAAAUUGAACGGUUUCUGACUGCUAUGGAUGAAAUGGCCCUGCCUAGGUUCGAAGUUUCAGACAUAGAACAGGGCGAUAUGGUGCCAGUUUUACAGUCCCUUAAGGCGCUUAAAGCAAGUUUUUCCGAUGGUAGUUAUGAUAAGAAUUCACUAUCUGCAAGGAGGCGAUGGAGCCUGCCAGAAGACCACUCAGAUUCGAGAGGGGAUGAGCGCAACUUUACUGAUGAAUUCCAGUCGAAGGAAGGAUCUGAGAUUGAUAUAUCUGAUGCUAAAAUUUCGGAAUUACUUAAAUCAAACAGUUUACGAAAUGCUCCGACUAGGUCACUGUUUGACAUGCUGGAUAAGCUUCUAGAUGAGAGCAUGACGAAAAUGAAUGGACAUGUGUCUCAUGCUAUGGCAUCUCUCUUGAGCGCGCUUGUGCAAGUGAUUGAACAGAGAAUCUCAACUCAAGCUGAUAACCUAAAGAACCAAAAUAUACUCUUUAGGGUACGUGAAGAAAAAUACAGGUCAAGAAUAAAGGUCUUAGAAACCUUGGCAGCUGGGACAACAAAGGAAAACGAGAUUGUUACGAACUGUAUGGAGCAUAUAAAGCUUGAGAAAAACAGAAUAGAAGAGAGAGAAAGGUCAGAAGAAAAGGAUGUGGUGAGAAUGAGAAAGGAAAAAGAGCGCAGUGAUGCUGAGAUUCGCAAGCUGAAGCAGGAACUCAAAGUGGUGAAAGAGACACAUGAAAACCAAUGCUUGGAUUUAGAAGCAAAAGCACAAAAAACUAGAGACGAAUUGGAGAAGAAGUUAAAAGAUGCUGAGUUACAUGUUGUAGAUUCCAGUAGGAAGGUGAAAGAACUUGAGAAGCUGUGCCAAUCUAGAUCUCAGAGAUGGGAGAAAAAAGAAUGUAUCUAUCAAAACUUUAUAGACAACCAUUCUGGAGCAUUGCAGGAGCUGAAUGCUACUUCCAUAUCUAUAAAACAUGAAGUAUUAAUGACACAGAGGAAAUACUUUGAGGAUCUAAAUUACUAUGGUUUGAAGCUCAAAGGAGUGGCUGAUGCAGCUAAAAAUUACCAUGUGGUCCUUGAAGAAAAUCGAAGACUCUACAAUGAAGUGCAAGAAUUGAAAGGAAAUAUUAGAGUCUAUUGUCGGAUUAGACCAUUCCUUCCAGGGCAAAACAAUAGACAGACAAGUAUAGAGUACAUUGGUGAGAAUGGUGAAAUGGUGGUUGCAAAUCCCUUUAAGCAAGGGAAAGAUAGCCAUAGGUUGUUUAAAUUUAACAAAGUUUUCGGUCAGGCGGCAACUCAAGAGGAGGUUUUCCUAGAUACUCGACCAUUAAUUCGAUCAAUUCUAGAUGGCUACAAUGUUUGUAUAUUUGCCUAUGGUCAGACGGGUUCUGGUAAAACUUAUACAAUGAGUGGGCCAAGCAUCACUUCAAAAGAAGAUUGGGGUGUCAAUUAUAGAGCUUUGAAUGAUUUGUUUCUCCUAACUCAGAGUAGACAAAAUACUGUCGUGUAUGAAGUUGGUGUUCAAAUGGUGGAGAUAUAUAACGAGCAAGUUCGUGACAUACUUUCAGAUGGUGUUCUUUCUGUUCAUGUGCGUGGUGUCGAUGUGGAAACGGACUCAGUUUUGCGUGGUAGUUUACAUUUAGUUGAUCUCGCGGGAAGUGAAAGAGUUGAUCGCUCUGAGGCUACCGGAGAUAGGCUCAAGGAAGCUCAACAUAUCAACAAAUCGCUCUCAGCCCUUGGAGACGUCAUCUUUGCUUUAGCACACAAGAACCCUCAUGUUCCCUACAGAAACAGCAAAUUGACUCAAGUCCUUCAAAGUUCCUUGGGAGGACAAGCCAAAACUCUUAUGUUUGUCCAAGUCAAUCCUGAUGGAGACUCAUAUGCUGAGACCGUAAGCACAUUGAAAUUCGCGGAAAGGGUUUCUGGUGUGGAGUUAGGUGCUGCAAAAAGUAAUAAAGAGGGUAGAGAUGUAAGACAACUCAUGGAACAGGUAUCGAAUUUGAAGGAUGUAAUUGCUAAAAAAGAUGAAGAGCUUCAGAAUUUUCAGAAGCUAAAAGGUAAUAAUGCAACAGUCCUGAAACGUGGUUUAAGCAAUUUAAGGUUGGUGGGACCUUCAUCACCUAGACGACAUUCUAUUGGAGCUUCACCAAAUGCUCGUCGAGGAAAGGCCUCUGNAGCCUCUGGUUUACUUGGAAGAGGAAACUCAGAUGUUGACAACUGCUCCGAAUAUAGUAGCAAGCAUUCUGAUUCUGGUUCACAACAUUCAUCAGAUGAACGUAAACAUCGAAAGGAUUUUCACGAACCAUCUAAAUUUGCUGGCGGGGCAAAAGGACUUGAUUUUGAUGAUGAAGAUGUUGAACUCGUAGGCCUUGCAGAUGCAGAUUCUGAGGACAGAUUGAGUGAUAUCUCUGAUAGUUGUCUUUCAAUGGGAACAGAAACUGAUGGAUCCAUAUCCAGUGCGGUGGAGUUGACUCUUUUCCCUGAAACUGCUAAGCCUCUUGAAAUAACCGAACAACCUGAAGCACACAUGACCACUGAGAAACCUGAGAAAUCAGUGAAAAUGGGGAAAACCGACCCAAAAGACAGAAGUACUCUUCCAUCAAAAAUUCCGAAGCAGACCUUGAAACCACCAGGCCAAACCAGACCUUCUCGUCUGUCAAUUGCCACUAGCUCCUCAUCAAAGGUUUUAACAGGUGCUAAAAGACCAACAAUUAGCACUUCAUCUUCAGCAAAACCACUCAACAGAAGGCGGUGAAGACACAAGACUUAUCCGGAGGGCUUGGAAGAAGAAGAAGAUUUGUUAUGGAUUUGAUCUGAUGGUGUGUGGUAACUGGUAACUAAUUGUGUAACCAAAGCAUAUGAUGGAUGUCCUUUUGUUCUACUUUGUGAACCUAAUUCAACAAACACGUUUAACUAAGUUUUCUUCAUUUGUCUUAAUGUUAACUUAAUCCUGUCCACGUAACAUA